Messenger RNA from Macaca mulatta (Rhesus monkey), 3491 nucleotides. The record is from RefSeq and is a predicted model, not a curated record. NCBI's taxonomy places the organism in Eukaryota, Metazoa, Chordata, Mammalia, Primates, Cercopithecidae.
GCGCGGCGCCCGGGCGGCUGGGAAUGGGGAGGGACGGCCGGGACCGGUGAGGGUCGAGGCGGGGCCACGGGGGCUGGCAGAGGAUGGCGCAGAAUCACCGGAGGCGGGCGAGGGGAUCGGAGAGGGUCUGUGCUGGGUUCGGGUCCAACCAAAUAAAGAUAACGGGAAGACAAGGCGGGAGGGACACCUGCCGUUCACGUCGGGGAGCCUGUGGGCCCCGUGAGGUCGGGGAAACUGAGGUUCAGGGGCAGGAUCGGAAGCCGGUUUGACUUACACGCGGGGGUCGCUUAACUGCUGUGGUCUUAACAGAUGGUUGUGGAAGCCUUGUCCGCGCGGCCCUCUCUGGGCACUGGCGAGGCUUCCUCCGGUAGAGCCCCUGGCCUGUAGGAAGUCACUCGCUAGUGGGGGAAGGGGUGGAUGAUUGCUCGCAGGAUUGCCUGGCAGAUACCCAUACUACUAGUACAAAAGGUGUGCCAGGGUCUGUUAAAUGCCGGAACCCCAACUGUGAACAGGUCCACUCCCACCCAUACUACGUGUGCAGGAUGCACACAAUACAUAGACGGAGGGUGAUCAUAUGCCGUCAUGGUUAGAGUGACCUUUUGGGAUGCCUGUCCUGUGCCAGGACUGAGCUGGGACUGGAGACUUAAGGGUGAAUGAGACCCACGCUGACCCAGCAGGGCCCACAGCCUGCUGGGGGAGCAAACAGACAAUUACAGAAUAGGGUUCAGGCAUUUCACACAUUACUAUGUGUCACCUUUUAUUAUUUUAAUUAUUUCUCAUGUUUUUGUAACUUUCCAAAGGAAAGGCCCUGCCCUUUUCUUUUGCAAUGACCCCUCCCCUUACCAGUUAGCCCAUUGCUUUAUUAGGGGGAAUCACUGUUAUGGGAUUAAUUGACUCCAGAGCAGGGGCCACAGUGUUACAUUUCUUGUGUCCCACAGGGUACCCUGCGCAGGGCUGGGGAUAUUCCAGGCCCUCUGGGCUGUUAGUGAAAGUGAGGCAUGCGGUAACCUUGUAGUAAUUGUUCCAGUUUGGGGAAAAAAAAACCCAAAUGGUAUGGGUACUCCUUAGAUUUCUAAAGGAGGGUCAUCUGCCUGAGACAGCACUCAAAGAGUGUUUCCUGGGGGAGGUCGAAUCUAAGCUAGACCUGAGGGAGAGCAGAGGAGGUACAGGCCUGAAAGGGAGAGGGAGGUAGGCAGGUAUGUUGGGGCCAGGGAAGAACAGUCCUUGAGCCACUUUUUGGAUUCAGAGUGAGGAAUGACAGGAGAUGAGGCCAACAUGGUCAUCUAAUUAUUAAGCCCACACUAAUAAAGGGGAUUGCAGUCAGUUAUCCAAAAUAAUAGCUGUCUUAGAGAUCACUUAGUUUAAAGGCAAGCUUACCUGACUUACGGCAAGAAUAAGGGAAUCAUAGUUAUGUCAAGACUGAACAGACUGAGAGGACAGUUUCUCUACAUCAGCAGAACCUGAGUCCCCAAGCAGGGACUCUAGGAGGGCUUGGUUAGAAGGUUUGAGUUGUAUUUGGCUCCCCUACUGCUUCAAGUAGGUGUCUCCAAACAGGACAUUCGUGAGCAAAUUUGGGACCACAUGGAAUCACAAAAUUUAGCUGACUUUCCCCGACCUGUUCAUCACAGGAUUCCCAACUUUAAGGGGUCUUAUCUGGCCUGCCAAAACAUCAAAGACCUAGACGUUUUUGCCAGAACACAGGAAGUUAAAGUGGACCCUGAUAAACCACUGGAAGGCGUUCGGCUGCUGGCGCUGCAGAGCAAUAAAACAUUGUUGGUUCCAACACCACGACUGAGAACGGGGUUGUUUAAUAAGAUCACACCACCCCCUGGGGCAACUAAAGACAUCUUGAGAAAAUGUGCCACCUCUCAGGGUGUGAGGAACUACAGUGUCCCCAUUGGCUUGGAUUCCAGGGUCCUUGUGGAUUUAGUUGUGGUGGGAUCCGUCGCCGUUUCUGAAAAAGGCUGGAGAAUCGGGAAGGGAGAAGGCUACGCUGAUCUGGAAUAUGCCAUGAUGGUAUCCAUAGGUGCCGUCAGCAAGGAGACGCCGGUGGUCACCAUCGUCCACGACUGCCAGGUCAUGGACAUCCCUGAAGAGCUCCUUGAGGAGCACGACAUCGCCGUUGACUACAUCCUCACUCCAACCAGAGUCAUCACCACAGGCUGUGAGCGCCCACAGCCAAUGGGAAUCACCUGGUCCAAGAUCAGCCGGGAGAUGAUGGAGAAAAUCCCAGUAUUGAGGAGCCUCCGCGCCCGAGAGCAGCAGGCUGGGAAGGACGUCACCCUCCAGGGUGAGCACCAGCACCUUCCGGAACCAGGCCGCCAGCAGGCAGUGCCCCUGAGUGCUGGCAGAAGGCCCCCGGACACACCCGGGCCAGAAGCCAAUUCCAUGGAGGCAGCCCGUGGCUCCCCAGCAGGGGAGGGUGCCCCGCUUGCAGCCGACGUUUAUGUUGGGAACCUCCCCCGGGACGCCCGUGUGAGUGACCUGAAGAGAGCCCUGCGUGAACUCGGCUCCGUGCCCCUGCGGCUCACCUGGCAGGGCCCACAGCGCAGAGCCUUCCUCCGUUACCCAGACUCAGCCGCAGCCCAGCAGGCCGUCUCCUGCUUGCAGGGCCUGCGCCUGGGCACCGACACCCUGAGGGUGGCGCUGGCCAGGCAGCAGAGGGACAAGUGACCUUGUGGAGAGCCACAGAGCUCACUGCAGACUCACCAUCCCCAUCCCCUGCUGCUCCGGUUCCCAUGGCACUCGAGAGGCCUGUGUGGCAAGACGUGGCAGAGCCACUGCGUGAGCUGCUCGGGUCUCGGUUCUUUCCAGAAGUCACCACUCAGUGAACGCCCAGGGCCUCCUGUGAGUGGGGAAGCGAGCCCACAGUCCAUCUCACAGCACACGCAGACUUCAGCCUCCCGUUCGUGCAGGCUCAGGCCUUGAGCCAGUUUGUGUUUCUCUGGAGGGACAGAGCAGAGGGGCCGGGGACUGAGUGAGUGGCGAAGCAGGGGUGGGUGAUGUGAAGAUGAUCUCGGGUUUGCCAGGGGUGGGCUGAACGGGAGAAGAUGGACAAAGGAUCCGGCUCUCAAGAGGCCCUGGCCGGGACUGCAUGCCGGGUACAGAGAGCGCCCUUGGACUUUAGGGUCCUGAGCUGGCAGCAUGGCAGAGAGAGCUCCAUCCACGUCACAGGAGCCCAGGGAGCUCAGCCCCUGGAUAAAAAGUGCUCACUGCAGCUCAGAUCAGUCCUCAGGUCACACUUUGGGGAGCCAGCAUCCCUUCUUCCCCUCCCCAGCCCACUCCUCCCUCUGCGGACACACACUCCGGGCCCUCAGCCAGCUGGCUGCACGGGGAGCAACUUGGUGUUGUGGGAGAGACCGGCUCUGGGAGAACGGGUUUCAUCCCAGCCUACGUCACAUUUGCCCAGUGCCUUACGUUUUCUGGUUUUUUCCCUCCAGUUCUGUUUCUAAAAACCAGCUGGAGUUUGGCUGAACUGUCCUUUCUCAACA